AUGUCCAUCCCAACGCCAACGUUGAUGUGUGGUGGAUCCAGCAAUCCAGAAGAGCCCAGGGUUAACGGCAUCCUGCAGCCUCAAUCGGAUAUGCCCAUCUCAAGGCUAAGGUAUCUGUAUGGACCCGGCGGCACUUCUACAGACCAAAUUUCCGCGUCUUCCUUCCCUGCAGAUCAGAUGCGCCAAGAUUACCAUUCAGGUGGUCGAGGGGGGGUUAGAUUCUCGAGGGACGAGCUUCUCGAAGUCCGAAGGAGGGUACUACAAACAACAGGCAGAGAAAGAACACUUGCUGAACCAGAAACUCCAACUUCGAUUAGGAUCUUGCGACAUGGCGAAGCUCAGUCUCGCUUUGAAAGUGCAAGCUCUUCCGAAACUCCAGAUGGGCAACAAGAGGACGAAUACAUGACUGCUGUCAUGGACCUGGCCUGUGAUGCUGAAAUACCAGCUGCAUCUCCUUCAAGCACGGAUGAUGAUUUACCGACUUCAAGCACGGGACAUCCCAGCAGCCGAUUGCUGCGUAUCGCACGACCUGAUGCACUGGUGGUGACAUACAGGUAUUGCGGCGAUGACAAGAUAAUCUUCGAUUGGACCGAUGCGCCCCGCCAUGAGGAUGUUUUCGUGGGCGACUAUGGAAGUCGUCUGGAGGAUGUGAUUCGUGUUCCCGACAGCGGUCGCCUCAAGAUUGAAACCGAGUAUUACCUCGUCACGUUCGAGAUUGCGGUUGCGCGUCACGCAGGGAUYCUUUCCGAUACGGCAGCUGGRAUUCUGUGGAAUGAAUACGUUGAAUGGUAUCAUGAAGAACUGCAGAUGGAGCUGUGA
Ramularia collo-cygni is the source of this 819-nucleotide messenger RNA. RefSeq lists its product as uncharacterized. The coding region runs from base 1 to 819 and encodes 272 amino acids. The record is from RefSeq and is a predicted model, not a curated record. Lineage: Eukaryota; Fungi; Ascomycota; Dothideomycetes; Mycosphaerellales; Mycosphaerellaceae. The transcript has 2 exons.